GGCGCCUCUGUGAGAAAGUCCCACUGUAAGAGGCCCUGGGGCAUUAUCAUUUCCUUCUUUCACCCUGUCUGGGUUGCCAGCAAAUCCCCAGGGCUCUCUGAGCCUGGAGUGUUGGAUUAGGUCCCUCCAGCUGCUGGAAAGAUGAACUCCUGCAUCAUCGUAAUGAGGCUCCUGCUGUCUGGGCCUUUUCUCUUUGCCCCCGCCUCAGGCUACAACUUGGAAGUACGGCACGUGCAAAACUUCUCCUUCCCACUCGCCGGGAGGCAUUUUGGGUACCGAGUCCUGCAGGUUGGAGACAGGGUUAUCGUGGGAGCUCCAGGUGAGGGGAACAGCACGGGAAACCUCUAUCAGUGCCAGCCAGACACUGGCCACUGCCUUCCAGUCAGCCUGAGUGGUUCCAACUAUACCUCCAAGUACUUGGGGAUGACCUUGGUGACAGACUCCACAAGUGGAAAUAUUUUGGCCUGUGAUCCUGGGCUGUCUCGUAUGUGUGACCAGAAUGUCUACCUAAGUGGCCUGUGUUACCUUUUCCACCAGAAUCUGAGGGGUCCUGUGCUGCAAGGGCGCCCUGGUUAUCAGGAAUGUAUAAAGGGCAACGUGGACUUGGUAUUUCUGUUUGAUGGUUCAAUGAGCUUGCAGCCAGAUGAAUUUCAGAAAAUUCUGGACUUCAUGAAGGACGUGAUGAAGAAGCUCAGCAACUCUUCCUACCAGUUUGCUGCUGUUCAGUUUUCCACGGACUGCAAAACAGAAUUUAAUUUCUUGAAAUAUGUUAAGGUGAAGAACCCUGAUGUUCUGCUGGGCAAAGUAGAACACAUGCGCCAGUUGACCAACACCUUUGGUGCCAUCAACUAUGUCGCGACAGAGGUGUUCCGGCAAGACUUGGGGGCCCGGCCAGAUGCCACCAAAGUGCUUAUCAUCAUCACUGAUGGGGAAGCCACGGACCACGUCAACAUUGACUCAGCCAAAGACAUCAUCCGCUACAUCAUUGGGAUUGGAAAGCAUUUUGCAACCAAGGAAAGUCAGGAAAGGCUCCACGAAUUUGCCUCAAAACCCGCGAAGGAUUUUGUCAAGAUUUUGGACAAGUUUGAGAAGCUUAAAGAUCUGUUCACUGAGCUGCAAAAGAAGAUCUAUGUCAUAGAGGGCACAAGCAAACAGGACCUGACAUCCUUCAACAUGGAGCUGUCCUCCAGUGGGAUCAGCGCUGACCUCAGCCAUGGCCAUGGCAUCGUGGGGGCAGUCGGAGCCAAGGACUGGGCUGGGGGCUUUCUAGACCUGGAGGCAGACCUGCAGGAUGAUAGAUUUGUUGGAAAUGAACCACUGACACCAGAAGCUAGAGCAGGAUAUUUGGGUUACACAGUGACCUGGCUGCCCUCCCAAAGGCUCACUUCCCUGCUGGCCGCUGGAGCCCCCCGACACCAGCAUGUGGGGCAGGUGCUGCUGUUCCAGAAGUCAAAGGACAGAGGACACUGGAACCAAAUCCAGAAGAUAGACGGGAGCCAGAUUGGCUCUUACUUUGGUGGUGAGCUGUGUGGCAUUGACAUGGACCAAGAUGGGGAGACAGAGCUGCUGCUGAUCGGAGCCCCCUUGUUCUAUGGGGAGCAGAGAGGAGGCCGGGUGUUUAUCUACCAGAAAAAACAGCUGGGGUUCGAAGUGGUCUCAGAGCUGCAGGGGGACCCUGGCUACCCGCUUGGGCGAUUCGGAGCAGCCAUCGCGGCCCUGACGGACAUUAAUGGGGAUGAGCUGGCGGACGUGGCGGUGGGGGCCCCUCUGGAGGAGCAGGGGGCUGUGUACGUCUUCAAUGGGCAGUACGGGGGGCUGAGCCCCCGGCCGAGCCAGCGGAUUGAAGGGACCCAGGUGUUCUCAGGAAUUCAAUGGUUUGGACGCUCCAUCCAUGGGGUGAAAGACCUCGGAGGAGACGGCCUGACAGAUGUGGCUGUGGGAGCUGAGGGGCAGGUGAUCGUGCUCAGCGCCCGGCCUGUGGUGGAUGUCCUCACUCAGAUAUCCUUCUCCCCGGCGGAGAUCCCAGUGCAUGAAGUGGAAUGCUCCUAUUCAACCAGUAACAAGAAGAAAGAAGGAGUUAACAUCACGGUGUGUUUCCAGGUCAAGCCUCUCACCCUCCAAUUUCAAGGGCUCCUGGUUGCCAACCUCACUUACACUCUGCAGCUGGAUGGCCAUCGGACCAGAAGCCGGGGGCUGUUCCCAGGAGGGAGACAUGAACUCAGCGGGAAUGCAGCGGUCACUGGAGACCCGACCUGCACCAAGUUCUGGUUCCACUUCCCGGUAUGCAUUCAAGACCUCAUCUCUCCCAUCAACGUCUCUCUAAAUUUCUCUCUCUGGGAGGAAGAAGGGACACCGAGGGACCAACAUACGCAGGGCAAGGACAUACAGCCCAUCCUGAGACCCUCACCACACGCAGAGGCCAAGGAGAUCCCUUUUGAGAAGAACUGUGGGGAGGACAAGAAGUGCGAGGCCGACCUGGGGCUGUCGUUCUCGUCUGCAGGAUCCAGCGUCCUGCGUCUGACCCCCUCCGCCAGCUUCUCUGUGGAGCUGAUACUGAAUAACUUGGAAGAGGACGCCUACUGGGUCCACCUCCACCUGAGCUUCCCCCGGGGACUCUCCUUCCGCAAAGUGGAGAUGCGCCAGCCCCACAGCCAGAUACCUGUGAGCUGCGAGGAGCUUCCCGAGGUAUCCGAGCUUCUGACCAGGAUCCUCUCUUGCAAUGUGAGCUCUCCCAUCUUUAAAGCAGGUAGCUUGGUUGCCAUCCAGGUGAUGUUUCAUACGCUGCUGAACAGCUCCUGGGGGGACUUUGUCGAGCUGCACGCCAAUGUGAGCUGUGACAAUGAGGACUCAGACGUCUUGGGGAACAACUUGGCCACCACCAGCAUCCCCGUCCUGUACCCCAUCAACAUCCUCACUGAGGACAAGGAAACCUCCACACUGUAUGUCAGCUUCACCCCCAAGGGCCCCAAGAGACACCUUGUCAAACACUUCUACCAGGUGAGGAUUCAGCCUUCUGUCUAUGACCACAACAUGCCUGCCCUGGAGGCCUUGGUUGGGGUGCCAGGGCCUCACAGCGAGGGGCCCAUCACACACAAGUGGAGUGUGCAGAUGGAGCCUGCUGUGACCUGCCAUCCUGAGGAUCUCGAGAGGCUGCCCAGUGUGGCUGAGCCUUGUUUGCCCAGAACCAAGUUCCACUGCCCACUUGUCUUCAAGGAGGAGAUCCUCGUCCAAGUGAACGGGACUGUGGAGCUGGUGGGAGAGAUCGAGGCCCCCUCCGUGUUCAGCCUCUGCAGCUCUCUCUCCAUCUCCUUCAACAGUAGCAGGCAUUUCCACCUCUACGGCAGCAAUGCCUCGCUGGCCCAGGUCGUCAUGAAGGUUGACAUCAUCUACGAGAAGGAAAUGCUCCACGUGUACGUGCUGAGCGGCAUCGGGGGGUUCCUGCUGCUGCUGGUGAUUUUUGCUGUCCUCUACAAGUUUGGCUUCUUCAAACGGAACCUGAAGGAGAAGAUGGAGGCUACUGCAGAAGCUUCCAAUGGAAUCCCUAGAGAAGACUCUGAGAAGCCAGUGUCCAAGGAAGAGGCUGGGGACCCGGGCUGCCUGGAACCCCUCCAGGAGGAGGAGGCCCAAGAUGGAGACGGCAAAGACUGAGGCCCCGGCCUGAUGCAGAGGGCCCACAACUGGACUCGGGAUGCCGGCUGGCUCUCUGCCUCUACCUGUGUCUUGCUGUGUGUCUUCGGGCAAGUCACUGCCCCCACCUGGGCCUCCGUGUCGCUGUCUGGAACACGGCGCUCACUGCGGGCUCUGCAGGCUCAUGGUGAGGGUCCCUGAGGGAUGGGCGGGCAGACCACAGAGGGGAGGCCUUGUCAUGGUCAGCUGGCUCUGGCUGCCCCCGGUCCUUCUUAGUAUCCUCCCCUGGAAGAUAAUAUGUGAUCUAAAUCUGGAGAAACUGUCAUCUCAGGACCUAGUGACUCUCCCACCCCUCACACCCACCUGCCUUUGGAUGUCCGCAGAGGCCUCAGACUCCCAGAACCUUGCCCUUCGCUCUGUCCUGCCCGGAGUCCUGUCAGCUUUCCAUCUGCCGCCGGAAAGCAAACCUGAUCUGUGUCACUACUUUGCUGCUGCAAACCCCUUGCUCUGGGGCUGGAGACCAAGUUCCUGAGCAUGCCUUCCAGAAUCUGCAGAAUAUCCUUAACAUGCCAGUGCAAAUUCGGGCCCCUGUUGCCUUCCUGGCCUCCUCCAGAGACUCCCCACCUCCCUUCCUGAGCUCCAGUUACACCAACCUUCCUCAUGAGCCAAGCUCCUUCCUGUCUCACUGCCUUCACCCAGACUGCUCCCUCUGCCUGGAACAUUCCUCUCCAGCCCUUUCCCUGACCGACUUUCACUCAGCCUUCUAUCUCAGCUCCAGUAGAACUGCCUCAGGGCAGCCCCCGCCCCCGCCCCAAAGGGGUUCCCAUAUCACACAUGCUUACCCUCGCCUGCACUCUCCCUCAUAGCGUGGAUUAUGUUUGCUACUUAAUGUUCAUCUCUCAAAUCCAGCCAUGGACUAGGUGGGGGUAGGGACCAUACCGGUCAUGUUCACCUUGGUGACAUCACAGAGCCGGCCACAGUAGGCGCCCGACGCAAUUUCACCAAACUAGGGAGGGUGUCUGUGGGAAGACGGAGAAAAUUUUGGGUGGGCCCAUGGCGUCUCCACCCUUCAAGGCUCGGUCUUUCCCCAGGCUCUGGCCUCCUUGCUCCACAGCCCCCACGGGGACGCCCCACGCCCCACCGUGGCCCCCACUGGGAGGCUGUGAGCUCAAGGCGCCCGUCAUGUCUAUCCACCUGGCUCCCGGCACCAGACACAGUGCCUGCCUGUGUUUACCCAAUAAAUGGGAAAAUCCAUCCAAUUUUGUGAUGUUUUUAUGCUGGUGCCCCAUUCUGGCCUGGCUCAAUUAAAUGAACAUUUCCUUCUCAACCCUUUCUCUAAGUGGGACCCAAACAGCUGUUCUCUUUUUUCUUUUCUUUUUUGUUAUGACAACCCUCAGAGACUGACCUGCAUAAGGCAUUGACAAUUCAUUAAGGUGUGAGAAUAGACCCUCCUUGGCCUUUUUCUAAAAAAACAACAAUUGGUGGGGCUUGAUUCCCGAGGCCCCCACCUUUAGGAGGGACAGAGGGGCUCCUCACUGCUGCCCUCUUGUGGUCAGUAGGACCCCGGGAGCGGCGGGGGGCACAGAAUAGGGAGUAAUUCUCAGCCCAGCUCUCUGGGUCCAGCACUGGUUGCUGAGAAGCAUUUGGUCUCCCAAGCAGUGACCUUUGAGGGCUCCCUUCUGCUUACAGGGUGUAAGCGAACGUUCUCAAGCCUGGCACACAAGACCCAGAACAGUAUUUCAGAGCCUGCCGGCCUCUUCCACCUCCUCAACCCCCUUCUGGUCCAGCACCCAAGGAACCAUGGGGCUGGCUCAUAAGAAAGACCUCAGGAAGGAAGAAGUGAGGCCCAUUUUCCCAGAGAGGGAGAAAAAGGGUUAUAAUGGUCAGAAAUAUCACAGAAAUGCUAAAAAUGCAUGAAGUUAUCCGUAGGUCUCGUGAAGCCCGUCGGCUUCUAUGGAUUCACGCAGUAUUUCUUGAGAGUUCUGUGUCAGAGCCUGCUCUGUGCCCCGAGGACACGGUGAUGAACAUGACAGACAAGUCCCUGCCCCCAGGAAACAUCAACCCAGUGGGAAAACAGAGUGAAAAGGUAGAAAUGUGAUUCCACGUGGGCGAGGGGGUUGUGAAGAAGAUAAAACAGGAUAGCAGGCUGGAGAGUGAUGGGGAGGGCCCUCUUACAUCGGUGAUGCUCUGUCACACACACACACGCAAAAAGUGAAUAUUUUCAUCAGGGUUGGGAGCAAAAUAGCACAGAAAAUCUGGGAGGUUCAUUUCAGGAACAGACCUGCCCAGGAAUCUAUAUCCCCACUCCCUUAAGAGCUCCCAUCCUCAAUUUCCUACAUGUCCUUCACCGCCUGUGUCUUUGCAAAUGCUGUUCCCCUUGCCAGCGCAUCCAAUUCCAGCCCCUUUCUAUCCUUUAAAAUCUCCCUACUUCAGGGGCGCCUGGGUGGCUCAGUUGGUUAAGCGACUGCCUUCGGCUCAGGUCAUGAUCCUGGAGUCCUAGGAUCAAGUCCCGCAUCGGGCUCCCUGCUCAGCAGGGAGUCUGCUUCUCCCUCUGACCCUCAUGCUCUCUCUCUAUAUAUAUAUCUCAUUCUCUCUCUCAAAUAAAUAAAAUCUUUAAAAUAAAUAAAUAAAUAAAUAAAAUCUUCCUACUUCAAAGCACUUCCAAGCUUUUCUCAUCCCCUCAGUUCCUAGACAAAAUGACCCAUUUCAUCUUCACUUUAUACCCCUUCAGAACACAUAACACGGUGUGGGCUCCUCUCUCAAGACUGGGAGGUUCUAGAAGGCAAGAUUCAGUCUUUGCUCACUUGUGUUACCAACACUGACCCCUCCCCAGGGCUGGCAACAAAGAAGACAUUCAAUAAGUGUUUGAUUCAGUGGCCUUCACAUGUUUUGGGCUCAGGACCUCUUUAUACUCUUAAAAAUUAAAGAUCCCCAGACUUUUUGUUUAUAUGGGUUAUACCUAUUGGUGUUUGUCCAGUUAGAAAUUCAAAUGGCGAAAAAUUUAAAACAUAUGGAGACCCAAGUCCACAUUGCUCACAAGCUGUCCGAAUGAUGACAUAUGUUCUCACAGGCCAUGUAGCCUCUAGAAAACACCAUCCUCUUGGCACAGAGUGAAAAAGUAACACCUUAGUAUCAUUGGGAAAAUGGUCAAAACUAGUCAGGUUUGAGUCCAGGCUCUGCUGCUUCGCAGCUGUGCCAGGUGGGGCCAUUACUUACCUUCUCUGGGACUCAUUUCUUCAUCUGUAAAAUGGGAAUAAUAAUGGUAUAUCCCUCAGAGCUCUUGUGAACAUGAUAUAACACUUGCAAGUGGUCUAGAACUUUGGGGAGCACAUCUGUGCUUGAUAAAGGUGGGGAAUAAAAAUGGUUUAGUUGUGGGGAUGCCUGGGUGGCUCAGUUGUUUGAGCGUCUGCCUUUGGUUCGAGUCGUCGUUCCAGGGUCCUGGGAUCGAGUCCUGCAUUGGGCUCCCUGCUCAGCGGGGAGUCUGCUUCUCCCU
This is a messenger RNA of Zalophus californianus (California sea lion), 7120 nucleotides long. RefSeq names its product integrin subunit alpha L (gene ITGAL). The transcript is spliced from 31 exons. Bases 142 to 3648 code for a protein of 1168 amino acids. Gene Ontology annotation, biological process: cell-matrix adhesion; integrin-mediated signaling pathway; cell adhesion mediated by integrin. Lineage: Eukaryota; Metazoa; Chordata; Mammalia; Carnivora; Otariidae. Gene Ontology annotation, cellular component: external side of plasma membrane; integrin complex. The record is from RefSeq and is a predicted model, not a curated record. Gene Ontology annotation, molecular function: integrin binding.